Oncorhynchus tshawytscha (Chinook salmon) is the source of this 3828-nucleotide messenger RNA. RefSeq names its product calcium/calmodulin-dependent protein kinase type 1D-like. Gene Ontology annotation, biological process: peptidyl-serine phosphorylation. The transcript has 11 exons. The record is from RefSeq and is a predicted model, not a curated record. Lineage: Eukaryota; Metazoa; Chordata; Actinopteri; Salmoniformes; Salmonidae. The coding region runs from base 552 to 1808 and encodes 418 amino acids. Gene Ontology annotation, molecular function: calmodulin binding; calcium/calmodulin-dependent protein kinase activity; ATP binding. Gene Ontology annotation, cellular component: intracellular anatomical structure; cytoplasm.
UUUCGGCUACAUGGGCAUGAGAGGAGAGCGGCCUCCCCAGCCACCCACUCCUUAUUGCUAUAACAACCAAAGGCGCGGUCAAGCAGGCAGCGUGACUCAAUAGAAUAGCGUUUCAAUUCAGACGGACACCGACCGACCCCUCCAACGGGAGUUAUCUUUCUGUCAAGUAAACAUAGCCUAAACAGAAUCCAGAGAGCUAUAGUUCAUUGUUGCAAAGCGAAUGAGACAGAAUAGCGAAGGAGCUCCCCGUCUGUUACGUGAAGAUUAGACUAGUGUUAUAACCUGUAGGUAGGCUGCUACUGGUGGUAGGGCUGUAGCCUACUGGGGAGUAGGACACCUUUGCUUUCGCAGCGCAGCGGUUGUAUGGACGGGCUGAGUAAAGCAAGGUUUAAAACUAACUGGGCGACAAUCAGGAAGAAACCCUAUUCAGUCCUACUUUUUUUUGUCGACUAGAGACGGGGCACCAUCCCCACUGAGUCAGCACGAGAAGGUGACAUUCUUUGUGAAGCGGUACCUCUAAUCUUCUCACGUCUGUCUUCCCCGGUGACGACAUGGCGAGUGAGAACGGACAGUCUGGGGGGGGAUCUUGGAAAAAGAAUGUCGAUGAUAUCAAGAAGGUAUUCGAGUUCAAAGAAGUCCUUGGAACUGGUGCAUUCUCGGAAGUGGUAAUGGCCAGGGAGAAGACCACAGGGAAGAUGGUUGCAGUGAAGUGUAUCCCUAAGAAAGCACUGAAGGGGAAGGAGACCAGCAUCGAGAACGAAAUCGCCGUGCUAAGGAAGAUAAAACAUGAGAACAUUGUGGCUUUGGAGGACAUCUAUGAGAGCCCCAACCACCUAUACCUCAUCAUGCAGUUGGUGUCUGGGGGUGAGUUGUUUGACCGCAUUGUAGAGAAGGGCUUCUACACAGAGAUGGAUGCCAGCAGACUCAUUAAACAGGUGCUGAAUGCUGUCAACUACCUCCACGACAUGGGCAUCGUACACAGAGACCUCAAGCCAGAGAACCUUCUCUACUACAACCCCCAUGAUGAGGCUAAGAUCAUGAUCAGUGACUUUGGUCUGUCUAAGAUGGAGGGGACAGGAGACGUGAUGGCUACAGCCUGUGGAACACCAGGAUAUGUGGCCCCAGAGGUUCUGGCUCAGAAGCCCUACAGCAAAGCAGUGGACUGCUGGUCUAUCGGAGUCAUCGCUUACAUUCUGUUGUGUGGCUACCCUCCGUUCUAUGAUGAAAAUGACUCCAAGCUCUUUGAGCAGAUACUCAAGGCCGACUAUGAGUUUGAUGCACCUUAUUGGGAUGACAUAUCUGACUCAGCCAAACAGUUCAUCAGCUCUCUGAUGGAGAAGGAUCCAGAGAAGAGAUUCACCUGUGACCAGGCUCUAGCCCACCCCUGGAUUGCUGGGGACACGGCUCUCUGCAAGAACAUCCAUGAAUCAGUCAGUCGGCAGAUGAGGAAAAACUUUGCCAAAAGCAAAUGGAGGCAAGCGUUUAACGCCACAGCAGUGAUCCGUCAUAUGAGGCGUCUCCAGUUAGGCAGUAGUCUUGGCGGCAGCUUUGGAAGCAGUAUGAGUGUGGACCAACCAGGACAGAAUUCUAUGCCAGCCAAGAGCAUGUCUGUAGACUGUGCCUCCCUCUCACGCAAAGACGGUCCUCUACAACCUCUGUCCACUCUGCCUCCUCUGCCAUCCUCCCCUGCGGCCUGCAGCGCCCCCGUUAGCAUCGGAGUGGAACCACAUGUAGAACCAGAGGCAGUGUUGGAGGUGCCCCGGCCACGCCCCUCCACGGUCACCACCAUCCACACGGGGACUAAAUGACAUCAGGUUCCACGCGAGGUCAGCUGGGAGACCACAGAGCUUUGAGUCGGGAUUCCAUGAAUACAAUUCCGCCCCUCUGAAUUCCACAAUUCGUCUCUCUUAGUCUGCCCACCCCGCCCCAUUCUCAGCUGCUGGGAUUGAGAACUUGAGGAGCUGUUCAAGGCUCCAUUUACCAUGGAUCAGCACUCACUGCAGUCCCAGUGCAGCACUCUGAUGUCCGUACCCUCCACAGGAGGUGUAUUCAGUGAUGUGAAAUAGAAUGAGGAGAACUGACAGGAUUUCCUAUUCUAUCUAAUUGAUCUGUUCUACACCGUACGUUCCUAUCUUGAACACUCUGCCCGCUAACGGGCCACAGGGCUGGUGGAGGAGAAGUAGAGGACCACUGACUGUCUCGCUCUGUCCUCCUGACCAGAGGGUGGCCAGCGGGGUCAGUCUCCCAGUGCUUGAAUCGGGUCGGUACGGAGUAAUUUCAACCUCAAAUGUUCACCUCCUUAUUGAAUAUUCACUCUAAACAUUGUAUAGUAUCAGCCAGUAGUUUAGAAAGUAGUGCCCCCCCCCCCCCAAGGCGCAUUUGUUAUUGUUUUUGUUUUUGUUUUGAGGAAAUUAGCUGUUGUUUUGAAGUAACGUCUUUGUUGUCCUCAUAUCGCAGUUUCACCGCUAUGGAUCGCAGCUUCAAGAUCCUAUUCCAUUUCUUUAAAAUAUGGUACUGUAUUAUGGUACUGGUAUGGUACUGUAAAUAUGGUACUGUAAAAUGAAAAUGACCACCUGAAAUCUUUGUCAUAGCACCUGGCAUGUUGUAAGACUGUCCACCGAGAGACAAAAAGAAGACCUGUUUGUAUGGUGGUGUGAGGAGGCCACACUAUGGGAACUCACCAGGUUUUCAUUAUUAGUCUUAAUUAUUGAGCCUGCUGUAACUCGGAGACUGUGAGACUGCUGUAACUCGGAGACUGUGAGACUGCUGUAACUCGGAGACUGUGAGACUGCUGUAACUCGGAGACUGUGAGACUGCUGUAACUCGGAGACUGUGAGACUGCUGUAACUCGGAGACUGGGAGACUGCUGUAACUCGGAGACUGGGAGACUGCUGUAACUCUGUGAGACUGAGUGUUGGGCACAGAACACCCUCUAUGCCUUGUGUUGAAUAUCGCACAUGGAAACUGUUGAGUGGAGUUAGCGUUUCAUGCAACUGAAACAGAGCAUUCAAGGCUAAAAUAGUAAUUCCAUAUUAUUCUCAAUCAUAUUUCUAAUUGUUUUAAAAGCUUGAAUGUUUUUCUGCAGUUGUAGGAAAGAGCUGUUGUAUAUUUGCUUUGCAUUUUCUGGAUAUAGAAUGUCAGUGGAAUGAAUAAAUAUCUAUCUGCAGAGUCAUGCACCCACACACAUCUGUGAAUGAAGUGCUUUAGUAGUGUGAGAUGAUGAAAUCCGUUUUGAUAUUACUGUAGUGACGGUUCUGAUUUGAUUGUACACUUUUCCUAAUGGAAAGGUAUGUAAUUGUCUUAUAUUUAAUGACAUUUGUAAGAACAGUACGUGUGUCACUAGACUUUUAUGUUGAAAUAUAUAAAUGGAAACAGAUGUUAUGUUAAUAAGAUAAAAGGUAUAGUUAUUGCUUGGUGGUUUAGUAUUUUAUUUUUAACGGAUCGAUUGCGAUGUAACCGUGAAGCCAUGCUUAGCAUAAGGAUGCAACGUAGGAACACAACGUUGUGACCAGUUCUCAGGGAAAUUCUUUGAGGAACAUUUGAGGACAUGAAACCCCAGUUAUGUUGAUGAUGAUGAUGAUGAAGAGGAUACAUGUAUUGACUAAAGCACACGUUGCAUAUUAUUACGUGCCCUCAGGACAGUUGGGCCCAUAAUUCAUAGCCGUGUGAGGGCAGUUUGAUAUAUCCCAUAGUUGAGGGUUUGUUUUAGAUUUGUAUAAUACAAGGCUAAGAAGAAUGAAAGAAGGCAUAUAACUAUUACCACUGUACUGUAGUUUUAUUUAAACACUGAAAAUGACAAACUACGAAAUAAAGAUUGAAGUAAUUUGA